Messenger RNA from Closterium sp. Yama58-4, 1695 nucleotides. NCBI's taxonomy places the organism in Eukaryota, Viridiplantae, Streptophyta, Zygnematophyceae, Desmidiales, Closteriaceae. The record is from the annotation of a GenBank genome assembly.
AUGGGUAACUGCUUCUCGUCCGGCAACGACGACGGCAACUGUCGCGUCUCUGCGCGCGAGCGACGCCGCGAGACGCGACGGAAGGGCGAUUCUCUGCAAAAUGGCUCUCUUGCAGGGUCGUCAGGCGGCGCGGCGAGCAGCAAGGAGAGGGAGCGCCGCGUGGCGGCUUAUCUGGCGGCGGAGCAGCAGCGGGACGGCCAGCUGGCACUGCUGACCAAUCGGGGGACGGCGAAUGGGUUCUUUCCACGUAAAGGCACCAACCAAGACUCCAUGGUGGCAUGGCAGUCCUUCGCAGGACCCGCCUCCGUGCUGUGCGCCGUGAUGGACGGCCAUGGCCGCUUCGGCCACACAGUCUCUGCACGCGUGAGGGACUCCUUCCCCUCGCUGCUCUCUCAACGCCUCUUCCCGCACGCCAAUGAUGCUGAUGCCGCAUCGCCAUGUGAUGCUGACACCGCAUCGCCAUGCGAUGGUGAUGCAUCAGUGGGGGGUGCUGCACACGUGGCGGAGCAGCAGUGGAGGGAGGCCGUGUGCGGCGCGUUUGAGGCCGUUGAUCGUGAAGUGAAACUGCAUCCGGCCGUUGAUCCCCUCAUCAGUGGCAGCACAGCGGUGGUGGCGAUGGUUCAACACGACCGGCUAUUCCUCGCCAACCUCGGUGACUCCCGUGCCGUGCUCGCCAGACGGGCACACUCACCUGCUUCCUGCGGCGCCACGUCAGCUGCUGACGUGGCUCUUGGUUGUGCUGACACGUCAGCCAAGCCAACCCACAGCCAGCACCACCACCAAUCAGAUCAUCCCAGCUGUCACGCUCUCGAGGCCGUCGCCCUGACUUCCGACCACAAGUGCUCCGACCCAACAGAGGGCGCCCGGAUCCGGAAAGCGGGCGGCAGAGUGGAGGCGCUAGAGGACGAGAGGCACGUGCAGAGGAUCUGGCUGCCCAAUGAGAUGGCGCCGGGCCUCGUCACGUCCCGGGCGGUGGGCGAUUUCCUGCUGAAGGGAUUCGGAGUGACCUGCGAGCCUGAUGUUACCGUGUUACCAGUGGAAGACGGGGACGAAUUCCUCAUCCUGGCGACCGACGGGGUGUGGGAUGUGCUCUCUCACGAGGAGGCUGUCUCUAUCGUUGCCACGUCACCAUCCCCUGCCACGUCAGCGGAACGCCUGGUGACGUCAGCGCAGGAGGCCUGGGCGGCCAAGUAUCCCAAGGCUCGGCGAGACGACUGCACAGCCGUGGUGCUCUUCCUCCGAACCUCCCUGCCGAACCUGAUCCUGGACCUGUCAUGCCCUGGUUCGGGAGAAGCUGGCUCGGGAGAAGGCGCAGGAGCAGCAGGAGACGGUGGGCAGUGCAUGGCCAUGAAGACUGCUUCAACUGGUUCAGCUGCUUUAACUGCUUCGGCUGACCGUGCAACAGAUGCAGGGGAAGGGGACGGGGCAGUGUUGCCAUGUGAAGGUUCUGUCCACUCCGAUGCGGGCUCUGAUGCCGCGGAACAGUGCUUUGCAGCGCGGCAUGGAGAUGCGGUUUUCACAGAUGAAGGGCUCAGAUUCCACCGCAACGACACUGUUGGUGACCUGGCGGCGCUUGAUUGGCAGGACGAGCAGGUGCUGGCGAAGAGGACACUGAGGAGAUGCCAGGUGGAGGAAGAGGACGGGAAGACGAAAAAGAAUGAGCAGCUGAAACGGGGUUUGAGGAUGUUUGAAUGA